Mesocricetus auratus (golden hamster) is the source of this 4296-nucleotide messenger RNA. RefSeq names its product SHOC2 leucine rich repeat scaffold protein (gene Shoc2). The record is from RefSeq and is a predicted model, not a curated record. Lineage: Eukaryota; Metazoa; Chordata; Mammalia; Rodentia; Cricetidae. Gene Ontology annotation, molecular function: protein binding.
CGCCAGCGGAAGCGGCCCUGGGCCCUGCGGGUCUUCUCCGAGCGCUCCCUGGGCGGCUCACCCGGCCUGGCCGGCCCGCCGCUGGGCGCCGCGCCGCGCUCACCCCACCCGCCAGCGCUGGCAGAGGGGGCGCCCCUGGGGCGCGGCGGGGCGACUACUCCCCACCGCCUGGCCGUGACCCUACUAGGAAGUGCCUGGCGCGACUUCCGGCGCGAGGGAGUUUUGAAGCUCUGAGCUCUUUCUUCUGGGAAUUUUAAUGAAUCACUGAUUGAUCAACGCCAUUUUACCAUUUGGAACAAGUUAUCAGGAAUGGACAUAGUGCUUUUAGAGCCAACAUGUAACAGAUGGAUGCAACUCCAAGCUGAUUGCUUCUUCAUGCCAACACUCUUUUGACUGUAUAGGAUCUUUGUCUCUUCAUCUUUGACCUGGAUUGCUGGCAAACAAAAGGAGUUCAUGUAGUGUUUUGUUUAAGCCUGAGUCACCAUGAGUAGUAGUUUAGGCAAAGAAAAAGACUCUAAAGAGAAAGAUCCCAAAGUGCCAUCUGCCAAGGAAAGAGAAAAAGAGGCAAAAGCCUCUGGAGGUUUUGGGAAAGAAAGCAAAGAAAAAGAACCUAAAACCAAAGGGAAAGAUGCCAAAGAUGGAAAGAAGGAUUCCAGUGCUGCCCAGCCCGGGGUGGCCUUUUCAGUCGACAAUACGAUCAAACGGCCAAAUCCAGCACCUGGGACCAGAAAAAAAUCCAGCAAUGCAGAGGUAAUUAAAGAGCUUAACAAAUGCCGGGAGGAGAACUCAAUGCGCUUGGACUUAUCCAAGAGGUCUAUACAUAUACUGCCACCAUCAAUUAAAGAGUUGACUCAACUAACAGAACUUUAUUUAUACAGUAACAAAUUGCAGUCCCUUCCAGCAGAGGUGGGCUGUCUAGUAAAUCUCAUGACACUGGCUCUCAGUGAGAACUCACUCACUAGUUUGCCUGACUCUCUGGAUAACUUGAAGAAGCUGCGGAUGCUUGAUUUACGGCAUAAUAAACUGAGAGAGAUCCCUGCAGUGGUGUACAGACUAGACUCUCUCACCACCCUGUACCUUCGCUUUAACCGCAUCACUGCUGUGGAGAAGGACAUCAAAAACCUGCCGAAGCUGAGCACGCUCAGCAUCCGUGAGAACAAAAUCAAACAGCUCCCCGCGGAAAUCGGUGAAUUAUGUAACCUCAUUACCCUGGAUGUAGCUCACAAUCAACUUGAACACCUUCCAAAGGAGAUUGGAAACUGCACACAGAUAACCAACCUUGACUUGCAGCACAAUGAACUACUAGACCUCCCAGAUACAAUAGGAAACCUGUCCAGUUUAAAUCGUCUUGGCCUGAGAUACAAUAGAUUGUCAGCAAUACCCAGAUCUUUAGCAAAAUGCAGUGCACUUGAGGAGUUAAAUUUAGAGAACAAUAACAUUUCUACUCUACCAGAGAGUCUUUUAUCCAGUCUUGUAAAAUUGAAUAGCUUGACCUUAGCUAGAAAUUGCUUCCAGUUAUAUCCAGUGGGAGGUCCAUCUCAGUUUUCCACCAUUUAUUCCCUCAACAUGGAACACAAUCGAAUCAACAAAAUUCCAUUUGGAAUCUUCUCCAGAGCUAAAGUGUUAAGUAAGCUGAAUAUGAAGGACAAUCAGUUGACGUCGCUUCCUUUGGAUUUUGGAACUUGGACCAGUAUGGUAGAAUUGAAUUUAGCCACAAAUCAGCUCACAAAAAUCCCAGAGGAUGUCUCUGGUCUUGUUUCUCUUGAGGUUCUAAUACUAUCGAACAAUCUUCUAAAGAAGCUUCCCCAUGGUCUUGGAAACCUUAGAAAGUUACGAGAAUUAGAUCUAGAGGAGAACAAACUGGAAUCCUUGCCCAAUGAGAUUGCGUAUCUUAAGGAUUUACAGAAAUUAGUCUUGACAAACAACCAGUUGACCACUCUUCCCAGAGGCAUUGGUCACCUCACCAACCUCACACACCUUGGCCUUGGAGAGAACCUGCUUACUCACCUUCCCGAGGAAAUUGGUACACUGGAAAACCUAGAAGAAUUGUAUUUGAAUGACAACCCCAACCUCCACAGCCUCCCCUUUGAGCUGGCUCUCUGCAGCAAGCUGUCGAUCAUGAGUAUUGAGAACUGUCCGCUCAGCCACCUCCCACCUCAGAUUGUUGCUGGAGGGCCUUCGUUCAUCAUCCAGUUUUUAAAGAUGCAGGGUCCAUAUCGUGCCAUGGUCUGACACAAACUGCUGGUCCCACACACUGUUCAAAAACAGACUGCCAUUAAUGUUUCAUAUCUAUAUCUGUAUCUGUGGAUAUUGAUCUGUGGCAGAUUUAUAGAGACUGCAUUAUGUGUUUCUGCUAAUAGAGGAAUCAUAGCCAUUUAGAUUUUUUUAAUUCUGUAAAGAAAAAAAAAGGCUUAUAUAAGUUUUCUUUGCUAAAUUUGAUGGAUGGUUUUCUGUUGUGUAAUCUGAUAUGCCAGUUUGUUUAAAAAUCUUCCAACAAAUUAUGAAGUCAUUAAAUUUAAGGGGCAAAGUAAUAUAGUUAGAUAUGUGUUUCUCUUAGGAAAAAAUGUGGGCCAAAAAUUUUGUUGGAACAUUUCAUAUACAUUUUCCCUUACAAUUGUCAAAUGUUUAUAAUAGCAUAAGCCCUGAAGGUAGAAUUUUUCUUUAAUUUAUUUUGAAAUUUGAAUUUUAUAUAUUGUUUACAGUUGGAGUGAAUCACUGGAUUAUUUUGAUUUGCUCUGGUUUGAUCAGUCAGAUAUAGAGUUUAUGUUCUCUCCUCAAGAAUUUGCAUCAGUUAAAGAUUAAAAAAUAUUUUUGUUGAAACAGCUGGCAAACAGAAAAUAUACAUUUAGAAAUCAAAAUUUCCACUACUUUUAUUUCUCUGAUGAACUCUAAAAUAAAUAUCUGGUCUUUGGGGUGGGGAUACUGAGACCUUUCCUAAAAUAAGUAUUUUUACUUUGGGGGAGCAGAAAUCUGGUGAUUUUCUUUUCUCUUCUUUUCCAUUCCUGACAGUUGCAGAUCCACAAAAAUUCAACAGAAAUCUGGCAAAUAAAUUACACAUGAACACACUUUCUAUAUAUGUAUAUACAAUGCUAUAUAGACAUGUAUUUAUUAUAUCAUAAACUACAAUAGGUAACUUUAAGGACUUUACCCUUUCGUUGUACAAUGAGAUGAAUGUCUCUCUGAAGACUGCAGUCACGUAUGUUUCAAGGUUAUUUAACAGUGUACUGUGGUUUUAUAUCUUGACUCGCCUUGUACAUCUUUCUGUUCUGAGUAUCUGUGUCUAAGCACAAUAUCUUCACACUGUGCUGUAUUGCUGCUGAACUAAAUGCACUUUCCCCAUAUGUGGGGCACCGGCUUCAAACAAUUCAGUUCAGUACCAUUAUUUUCAAUCUCUUGUUUCCUUUGUUAGUAGAUGAUAUAGUACAGUUAGGGAAAAAUGCACAUUGCAUUGACACAUUGGUAGUUCCAUGGAAGUUAUGUAGGAUGUGCAUGUACUAUUUGAUAAUAUUUUCUUUUGCUUUACUGCCUUUACAAAUAGCAAAAGUGUAAAUUUGUGCCCCUUACAUAGUACUCUUAUUUUUGGUAGUGUUGGUCUAGGUCGCUUAAUUAUUGAGGAGACCCCACAGAGCAAGUGCAUCCUAGAUAUCACCCUUUUAAAUAUACCUUCCACGUAAUGAGCAACUAUUAUAUAUGAUUAAAUAUUGCUGCUUAUUUUUCUGUUGGCCUCCCCCCCAGUUUUUGGGCAUUUUGUUCUAAACAACUAUUUUUUACAAUUAAAAGUGUAAUAUCGAGAUAAAAUUUGAACUUUUGCUUUUUCUGGCACUCAGACUCAAGACUGGAUUUGAGGAACAAAUCUGGGUUCAUAAUUGACAAAUUUGUAAGGAGCAAGUAAGAAAUGGAAGGCAGGUAAAGAUAUAAAACCCUAGAAUGCUUAAAUGUGCUGUAAAACUAUUGUAGAUGUUCACUGGAUUUUACAAAGUAAUAUCCUUUUCCUUUUCCAUCUACUGUGGCUUUUCAGUUAAGAUUUUGUUUAUAAAAGGAAUUUAUUACAGUUCUACCUAGAGCUUUGUGUGUGUGUGUGUGUGUGUGUGUGUGUGUGUGUGUGUGUGUGUGUACGUGUGCGUGCGUGCAUCUGUGUGUGUGUGCGCGUGCGUGUGUGUGUAUGUGGGUUUUAAAUCUCAUCCAUAUGUAUUGAUAUUAAGGUCAUGGAACUUCUACUUAAGGGGUAGCGGUCUAGUGUCUUUCCUUGUAAAACAUGGUUUUUCAAAAUGAAAAUAUAUGGAAAAUGUUAAACAA